AUGCCUGACGUACUUUUGUUGGUAGCACUUGUCUUCGUAACCCUCCUAGACCAUGUCGAUUGUAAACAACCCAAUAUAGUGGUAAUAGUAGCAGAUGACUUGGGAUACAACGAUGUAGGAUUCAGAGGAUCUAUUGCAAUGACUCCAAAUAUUGAUAGACUUGCUAACAAGAGUGUGAUUCUGGAGAAUCACAUCGUAGCUGCUAGCUGCUCUCCUACUCGAUCUGCUCUUAUGACUGGUCGGUAUCCAAUCCGAACAGGAUUCUGGAAGGGAAAUAUCAAACCAAUGGAGGAGUUUGGAUUGGGAUUGGACGAGACCUUGCUCCCUGAGAUGCUGAAAACAAACGGAUACUCGACACACGGCGUAGGAAAAUGGCAUCUUGGUAUGCAUACUUGGGAACACACACCCGUAAAGAGAGGUUUCGAUACCUGGUUUGGUUCGUACAACAGUGAACAGGACUAUUUCAAACAUACAAUGGCAAACCUGACAGACUUUAGGGAAAACUAUUACGAUGAGAAUAGUAAUUUAGUUGACGACGUACGGAAUGAUCUAACGGGACAGUAUAACACAUAUCUGUUCACUGACAAGUCAGUUGAGCUUAUCCAAAACCACAACCAAAGCAACCCCUUCUUUCUUUAUUUAGCAUACACUGCACCUCAUGUUCCCCACCAAGCUUCUAAGGAAGAUGUAGAAAGAUUUGCCUCACACAUUCCUAAAAAUACUCGUCAAAGAGAAGAGAGACAAAUAUAUACGACUCAGAUAUCUGUGAUGGAUGAAGGGAUAGGAAAAGUAAUUGACACUCUACGUCUGAAAGGAAUGAUGGACAACACUGUUUUGUUAUUCACUUCAGACAAUGGAGCACAUGAUUUCGGAAGCAACUAUCCUCUGAGAGGAGAAACUAGCGGGAGACAACCCAGAGAAGCACAGUAA
This is a messenger RNA of Bolinopsis microptera, 930 nucleotides long. RefSeq names its product arylsulfatase B-like. The record is from RefSeq and is a predicted model, not a curated record. Lineage: Eukaryota; Metazoa; Ctenophora; Tentaculata; Lobata; Bolinopsidae. Bases 1 to 930 code for a protein of 309 amino acids. The transcript is spliced from 2 exons.